ACUGCACCUGUGAGUGAAUGAAGCUGCUGCACUGAGGAGGGCCAAGAAAGGCAGCGGCUCCGGGGGUCCUCAGCAUCAUCUUGCGGGUCUCCGCCUUCCUCCCGCCUUAACCUCCCGCCCCUGAUCCAUGCGGGAGCCGAAGAGGAUCUCCCCGCAUGCCCUUGUGGAGGCCCACUUCUGCACCCCCCCACUGACAGGAACGCACUACGUGAAAAAACCUUUGGUCAGAAUGAUCGCUACCUAGACGUCUGCAGCUACAGGAACUAUUAGCAAUGCAGUGUUUGGAGAUGACAACCAAAAGGAAAAUUAUUGGCCGUCUGGUGCCAUGCCGAUGUUUCCGGGGUGAAGAAGAAAUCAUCUCUGUGCUAGAUUACUCCCAUUGCAGCCUACAGCAGGUGCCAAAGGAGGUUUUUAACUUAGAACGGACAUUAGAGGAGCUUUACCUAGAUGCCAAUCAAAUUGAAGAUCUACCUAAGCAAUUGUUCAACUGUCAAGCUCUGCGUAAACUGAGUAUACCAGACAACGACCUUUCAAGCCUGCCAACCACUAUUGCUAGUUUAGUUAAUCUCAAGGAACUUGACAUCAGUAAAAAUGGGAUUCAAGAUUUUCCAGAAACGAUAAAGUGCUGUAAGUGUUUAACAAUUAUUGAAGCCAGUGUCAAUCCAAUUUCUAAGCUGCCAGAUGGUUUCACGCAGCUUCUAAACUUGACCCAGCUCUACCUAAACGAUGCCUUUCUGGAGUUUCUUCCAGCUAACUUCGGAAGACUCGUCAAAUUGCGUAUCUUGGAGUUAAGAGAAAAUCAUUUGAAAACUCUACCAAAGUCAAUGCACAAACUGACGCAGCUGGAGAGGCUUGACCUAGGCAAUAAUGAGUUCUCUGAGCUGCCUGAGGUUCUGGAACAAAUACAAAACCUAAAGGAAUUGUGGAUGGACAAUAAUUCACUUCAGAUACUGCCUGGGUCUAUAGGGAAGUUAAAACAGCUGGUGUACCUGGAUAUGUCAAAAAACAGGAUAGAAACUGUUGACUUGGACGUAUCAGGAUGUGAAGCACUUGAAGAUCUCCUAUUGUCAUCCAAUGUGUUACAACAACUGCCAGAUUCUCUAGGAUUGUUGAAAAGGCUUACAACGCUAAAAGUAGAUGACAAUCAGCUUACAGUACUGCCCAAUGCAAUUGGAAAUUUAUCUCUAUUAGAAGAAUUUGACUGCAGCUGUAAUGAACUGGAGUCCCUACCUUCUACCAUUGGUUACCUUCAUAGCCUGCGAACAUUAGCUGUGGAUGAGAACUUCCUGUCUGAAUUGCCUAGAGAAAUUGGAAGCUGUAAGAACGUAACAGUUAUGUCCCUGCGCUCUAACAAGCUAGAAUUUCUUCCUGAUGAGAUUGGUCAGAUGCAGAAGUUGAGAGUGUUAAAUCUGAGUGAUAACAGACUGAAGAAUUUACCAUUCACUUUUACUAAGCUUAAAGAACUUGCAGCUUUGUGGCUAUCUGACAACCAGUCCAAGGCCCUUAUCCCUCUGCAAACUGAGGCUCAUCCAGAAACAAAGCAAAGAGUACUGACUAACUACAUGUUUCCCCAGCAACCCCGUGGAGAUGAAGAUUUCCAGUCAGACAGCGAUAGCUUUAACCCUACUUUAUGGGAGGAGCAGCGACAGCAACGGAUGACGGUAGCCUUUGAAUUUGAAGAGAAAAAGGAAGCGGAGGAAAAUGCAGGAAAAGUUAAGGUUGAAAUAAAUCUAAAACGUUAUCCAACUCCAUACCCAGAAGAUUUAAAGAACAUGGUAAAAUCUGUUCAAAAUCUGGUUGGCAAAACAAGCCAUGGAGUGAGGCCUGAGAACUCAACACCAGCUGCCAACAGUGAGCAAACUAUGAAAGAAAAGUAUGAGCACAAGUGGCCUAUGGCAGCAAAGGAGAUUUCAGUGGAGGAUUCCUUUGGACACCCUGCUAAUGACAUGAGGAUAGGAGAACUUCGCCCUUCAGUGGCUGAGGCUCCCUUGUACCAACCCAAACUUGUUCUUCUGGGUAAAGAAAAGAAAGAAUCAACAGAUGAAUCUGAAGCAGAUAAAAUCCACUGUCUCAAUAACAGUGUUUCCUCAGGCACUUACUCAGACUAUUCACCUUCCCAAGCUUCCUCAGGGUCCUCUAACGCUCGUGUUAAAAUGGGGUCCUUGCAAACAACUGCCAAAGAAGCAGUGAAUAAUUCUUUGUGGGGUAACAGGCUUGCGCAGUCUUUUCCACAGCCUCUUGAGACAAAGCCAUUACUCAGCCAGCUAGAGUCUGCUCCAGUGGGAAAUCUGCAGCAGCGCAAUGAUAGGCAUCCAAUGAGUGACACUUUUGCUGACAGCUGGAAUGAUACCCCACACUAUGAUAACACAGGGUUUGUUGCAGAGGAGAGCACAGUGGAGAAUCCUAGCACUAACCCUCUCUUAUGCUCUAAAUCUAGAAGCACAUCUGCUCAUGGACGCAGGCCUUUAAUUAGACAAGACAGGAUAGUUGGCAUUCCCCUGGAACUUGAACAGCCUACACUCAGAAACACACCUGAAUCAGAAGUGCCUCCUCCCAAUCCUUGGCAGAAUUGGACCAGAACUCCAAGUCCUUUUGAAGAUAGGACAGCUUUUCCUUCUAAAUUGGAGAGCACCCCCACCACCAGCCCUUUGCCUGAAAGGAAAGAUCAUAUCAAAGAAUCUCCUGAAGCAGCUAGCACUUUUUCUCCAGGAGUAGCAUGGGAGUAUCAUGAUUCAAAUGCUAACAGAAGUCUUAGUAAUGUCUUUUCACAUAUUCAUUGCCGUCCAGAAUCUUCUAAAAGUGUUAUUGCAAUAAGCAAGAGUACAGAGAGGCUUUCCCCAAUGAUGAGAGAUUUAAAAACUAGUAAAUUUAAGAAGUCGCAAAGUAUUGAUGAGAUCGACAUUGGUACAUAUAAAGUUUAUAAUAUUCCAUUAGAAAACUAUGCAUCCCGUAAUGACAAUGCAGGAACCCAUGAAAGACUAGAUAAAAUGGUAGGACAGGAGCAUGGUAUGUCUAGUAUGUCUCGUAGCCAGUCUGUACCAAUGCUAGAUGAUGAGUUACUGAGUUAUGGAAGUGUUAAGGUACAGCAGCAGCAAAAGCCUUCUGUAACCAAAAAAGUCUAUCAGUUUGACCAAAGCUUCAACCCUCAAGGAGCAGUGGAAGUUAAAGCAGAAAAGAGGAUACCACCACCUUUUCAACACAAUCCAGAAUAUGUUCCCCAGCAGAGUAAAAGCAUUGCCAAGGAUUUGGUUAGUCCAAGAGCCUAUAGAGGAUAUCCCCCCAUGGAGCACAUGUUUUCAUUCUCUCAGCCUUCAGUUAAUGAGGAGGCUGUUAGUGCUCAGUUCUCAACCCAGGGAUCAAGGUCAGGAUUUUUGAGAAGAGCAGAUUCAUUGGCAAGCUCCACUGAAAUGUCAAUGUAUAGAAGAGUAAGCGAACCUCACGAACUGCCUCAGAGUGAUAGGUAUAGCAGACCUCAGUAUAGAGCAGCUAUGGAACGCCAAAGCAGUAUCUCAGUGUCUGAAACCCAGUUCCUCAAAAGGAAUGGCAGGUAUGAAGAUGAACACCCUUCAUAUCAAGAAGUGAAAGCCCAGUCUGGAAGUUUUCCAGUUAAAAACCUUACACAAAGGAGGCCAUUGUCUGCAAGAAGCUACAGUACAGAGAGUUACGGUACAUCUCAGACUAGACCAGUUUCAGCUCGGCCUACAAUGGCAGCUCUAUUGGAAAAGAUACCAUCAGACUAUAACUUGGGUAACUAUGGUGACAAGCCUUCAGAUAACAGUGAUAUAAAGACAAGGCCUACCCCUGUGAAGGGAAAUGAGAGCUGUGCUAAAAUGCCUGCUGACUGGAGACAACAGCUACUUAGACAUAUAGAAGCUAGAAGGUUAGACAGGACCGCUGCUUACAAACACCACACUGUUAACCUUGGCAUGCUGCACUCUGGAGGUUUGUCAGCAAUGCAUGCAGGCAGAAGCAUGACUUUAAACUUGCAGACUAGAUCUAAAUUUGAAAACCAAAUUCAGCAAGAGCUACCUCUACCAAAAACCCCAUCACAGCAGAGCAACAUUCUAGACAAUGGACAAGAAGAUGUUUCUGCUAGUAGCCAAUGGAACCCAUAUCCACUUGGAAGGCGGGAUGUGCCACCAGAUACCAUUACUAAAAAGGCAGGUAGCCAUAUCCAGACUUUGAUGGGAUCUCAAAGCCUACAACAUCGGAGUCGAGAGCAGCAAUAUGAAGGAAACAUGAAUAAAGUUACCAUUCAGCAGUUUCAAUCACCACUGCCAAUUCAGAUCCCUUCUUCACAGAGCUCUCGGGCACCUCAGGCCGGGAGGUGCUUAAUUCAAACCAAAGGGCAGAGGAGUAUGGAUGGUUAUCAAGAGCAGUUUUGUGUGAGAAUAGAAAAGAAUCCUGGACUUGGAUUUAGUAUCAGUGGUGGAAUAAGUGGACAAGGAAAUCCAUUCAAACCUUCUGAUAAGGGUAUCUUUGUUACUAGGGUUCAGCCUGAUGGACCAGCAUCCAGCCUGCUCCAGCCUGGUGAUAAGAUCCUUAAGGCAAAUGGACACAGUUUUGUACAUAUGGAACAUGAGAAAGCUGUAUUACUACUGAAGAGUUUCCAGAAUACAGUAGACCUAGUUAUUCAACGUGAGCUUACUGUCUAAGUAUUUUUUAUAAAUAGUAAACAUAUGUCUAGCCAGAUCUAAUGUUCAAACAGAAAUUUAUACGUAGGAAACAAAUUUUGCCAAUUGCUGGAUCAAUGGCAAACAUUAGUGCCAAAUGUAUAAUACUAUAUGUUAGUACUGCGCCUCUUGAAAAAUGUUAACUAUAUAAAUAUGAUGUUCAUGUGGUUAUGUAUUAGUUUUAAUUGUCAGCCUCUGGCUGUGCAUUGGUGCAGUUUCUUUUUUAAUCAAGUUACUUCUCAAAGUGGAUUUCAUAUAACUUCAGAACACAGAAGCACACAAAAGCUCUUUAUGAAUUCUGCUGUCCAUCAAAAAUACUGCCUCAAAGUUGUAUAUAUCUUUAUAAAGAAAAACAUAUAUUGAGCUGUAAUUCCCAUAAAAUAUUUCUAUCACCAGUGGUAUACUAAAAGAUUAUAGAGAAAAAAUAUUUUCAUAGAAACCACUAAGAAAGUAAAUAUUAAAUUUGAACUUUAGUAUGUUGAUUUUUUCAAUGCAAAUAUAUAUGCCUUAUAGAAGUAACUGUACAAGUACAGUAUUUAGUGCUGAGUCCAUACUAAUUAGCUGAAUUAUUGCAAUACAGCGUGAAAUACUUCAUAAAUUAUACUUUCAAGCCUGGGACCUACACAUAAUAGUCUAGGCAAAAAUUAAUUGCUUUUGUCUGAUCCUUUUAGCUGAUUACCUGUAAGCUUGUGAAACAGACAAGAUAAUUUUAGAUAGUGAUGUUCCUCAAAUAAAAGCAGUGAGUGGUGGGUGGCAGGAAAACCUAACGCUUUAUUUUUGUGAAUGUUUUAAUUUAUUUAAAAUUAUAGAACCUUUUCAGUAAAUUUUGAUCCCAAUACUCCCACCAUCUUAUUCUGAGCCAGACUAGAAUACCGCCGAGUAAGCAUGGCCAAAUCUAGCCCUUUGUGGGCAGCAGUCCUAUUGAAAUCAGUGGGACUACUCAGAGUCAGGUACAAUACAUCGCUAGUAAGACUAGAUGACAUUUAAAAUAUUUUCUCUCAGAGGUGUGCAAAAUAAAUAACAGUAGGUAAAUCUUAGAACUGUGCUAAGGGGACAGGAAUAGACACAGCACAAAGCUACAGUACAUUGGUGUUAGUUCAGUAAUCGAAAUUUUAGUAAUUCCUCCAGCUGACAGCAUGGAAAAUCAAUUUCUGUGCCAUGGAUAAGUCUACAUAUAUUGGGUCAAUCCUGUUUCUAUUGAAGUCAAUGGUAAAAUAAUUGUGACUGCUAAUCGCAGCAGGAAUGAGCCGCUUAUGAGAGUUUUUGAAGGAAAUAAAUUGAGUAUUGGUUUUACUAAACUUGAACAUUUUUAAAAAACACAAAUCACCUGAAUUGUGGCUAUUGUAGAUUUUAAAGGUCACUGUCAAGAACAUUUUAGUUAAUUUGAGGUGUUUCUCUAUUGCCUAUGUAAUACCAACAGACCCCGGUUGUUGACAGGCAGGAUCGAACUGGGGACUUCUGGAGCUUAAAGCAUGAGCUAAAAGUCAACUCCUCUUAGCUAAGGCUGUAGAGCAGACUCAAUCUCUCUCUCUCUUUAGGUGGUCUUAGUGCCACCAGAUGGGACAGAACAUCACCCCAGGAAGUGUGUGGGUUACACUUACACUAACUAAAGUUUUCCUUCUCCCCUCUGAUUAAUUUACAUAUUGACUAGUUUUAGUUUAAUUGAAAAAUAUAAUUAAACUGCCUUUUUUUUUUGUCAGUUUAUGUAAUGUCCUGUCUACUAUAUGGUCUUCUGUUGCUCAUUAGAUAUUUGAGGUGGGGCUCGUUCCCUGAUGAAUGUUUUGAAUUGUCUUAUUUUGAUUUCAUUUAUUUUCAGCUGGUAUUUUGCAGCUGUUGCUAUGUGACAGUAUGGUUGGAGAUUUGGUCAGUCAGCUUCAUCACAAUGACAAAUUGUGGUUCUGAAGGAAUUGGGGACUUUGGGUGCAUGGGAAUGCAGGGUUAGGGCUUUUGUUUGUAUUUACACAUUUCCUGGUUUUAAAAUGGUGACUGUUCACAUCCCCUUUAUUGUUUGCUUUCCACAAACAUGAAUGAUUACAUUUUUCACUGCAAAACUGGAAAGUUUAUUCCAAACCUGCACAUGUAAGUUCUCACAGAAAACAAAUGUUCAUUUUGUACAAGAAAUUAUUCAGGAGGCAGAAAUACCAUGUAACUUAUCUGACUAUAACUGAUCCACACCGCGCUAAUUUUAAAUAUUUACACCCAAAUAGUUUGACUUUAGUUAUUCUUUCAGCUAAGAGUACAGAGGAGAUGUCAAAUUCCUCUAUUUGAAGAUAUUCAGCAAAUACAUUCAAAUUAGUUAUUCAAGGUAAAUUAUUUAUUCAGUUAUUUGUUUCAGCCCGUGGUGCAGGAAUGCAGCAUCUUUAACAGUGUAACAGCUGCAGAAUUGCAGAGGCCAUUAUUCAAAUUCUCAGCAUCAUCAGCUAUCCCUUUCAUAAUAAAACAGUCAAGAGAUGCUCACAUCCAUUCUUUAUGUGAAGAAAUUCACUCAGUGUAAACACACUAAAUGUAAUACAUUCUAGUCAUUCUGUGGGAAUUUCAUUGUAAUUUAUUUGCAUAGCUCAAAUAUUUCCCUUGACUUCUGCUUCUGGCAAGAAAACUGAGUAAAUAAAAAGUUAGUUUUGAGUCACGUUGUAACAUUACCUACUACAGAAUGGGAUGCAGCCAACCAUCCGUCCCCUAAGCAAAACUAGAAGACAGACUCCUGAAGCAUGUUGCAAAAUUAAUUAACUAUUAAUUAAUUAAUUGUAGGCUUUUUUUUUUUUAAACAGAGACAAGUGGGUUGACAAGGGUUCUACCCUAUGGAGCCUACAAACUACACAGACAACAUAACAAAGAAAGAUGUAAUAUAACAAAAGCCAAGUGAUCUUUAGUGUGUUGUUUGUGCCACAUUUUGCUCUGAUGGAUUUCUGAGGUCCUCUUUUUAUUACAUACACUGAUUAUGCCAAUGUGGUUUGUAAGCCUGAGUGUUACAAGAUAUUGUGGCAAGAUGGCUGAUUUUAGUUUGGUGGGUCCUGUGCUUUUCUUGGCAGGGAGCUAAGAUGCCACCCUUUGCCUCUGCUCUUAGGUGCCAAGGCUCCCACUACUAGCCCAGGAAGGCAGUAGAGGAGGGAGGCAGGGGAGGGGUCUGAGUUUUUUCCUCGCUCUGAGUCCCAGCCCCUCUCAACCCCUGUGGGUUUCUUACCCUCGGUCCUUAGAUGCUCAGGGGGAAGGGAGUCUCCCUGGCCUGCUGGGCAGGGUCUCCCUUACUCCAGUUCUCAGAUCUUCCAAAUCUCACAACACAUCUCAGUGAGUGGGUCCUCCUCUUCUGGCUGCCUGAUGCAGGGGGUUUUAUUAGGUUCCUAACAGGGCCUUAAUUGACUGCAGGUGCUCCAAUUAACCUGCAGCCACCUUCCCUAGUCUAUAGGGAACCACGCCUUAAUUAGCCUUGAGCUUAUCUAUCUAGCACUCUCCCACUGCUCUUUGGCCCUCCUGUAUCACAAUAUACAAGUAGCUUUUUUGUUCUCCCUACCUCUUCUCUAGCUCUUUCUUGUCCACUGUAUAGUUGGCUAGGUCUAGAUCUGCAUUUGGAGACUUUAACUUCCCCCUUAAUUAAUGAAGUCUUUGUUGGGAGUAAAACUAGACAUUCCAGUGGAACCUCUAUCACAUUUAAGCCUUAUACUGCAGAUUUUGGAGACAACGGAAGCUUGGCUAAGUAAAAGAGCUUUUCCUGAUAAGUGAGCAGGAGUUCAGGCUUUUCAUUCAGACAGUAGUUAAGCUUCAAGAUGUGUCUUCCUCACCCCCCGCAAAAAGCAAGCAUGAUUCUCUUUGUAUUUUGUUGUAUUUAUAUACAAAUUGGCAGAGGGGAAGCUUAUAUUUUGAGCAAUGAAGGAAGUCUUCGUUGUGGCUAAUUAGGAUGUGGUAUUCUUGUUUUGAUGUAACACACCUUUUGUCUUUUCUGGAGAGAUUCAGCAGAUGCAGUUAGGAAGUAACAUAUUAUACGUAUACCUUGGUUCAGCUAUCUUGUUAAAUUUGAGAUUCUAGGGCAGGUACUGGCAGCGGAUGAAUAGCAUAUAUAUGACGUGGUUAUUUUCAUGUUUAGUCAAUGAGUUCUGAGGCAGGCAGCUGUGAUCUCAAAAUUGCAUCUAGCUUCCUGACUCCCAGCUAUUAGAUAGUACACACUACACCAUGUGCUUUCAUAUCAAGUACACAAUAGCUAAAGCUCCGGAAUUAUUUCUUUUAGCUACUAAAGACAAUGACUGAAACAUGGUAUUUCAGAAAUAAAACCAGAAACUCCAAAUUGCCUUUGGAACUUCUACCCUUUUCAAUUCCCAGCUUCCUGUGGGCUUUCAGCUGUGCUAAAUUUUUUGUUCCCAUGGUAACACUUCUGCUAGCCCUAAAACUGUGACACUGCUUUUUAGGUUUCUGCACAACAAAGCUCAUCUAGUGCUCCUCAAGUAAAGGUUAGAUUAAAAGUGCAGGGCAUUGCUACAAUUCCCUUGUUCUGGUUUUACAGCAGCUGUUAAGGAACACAAAAUGGUUACUAUCACAGUUCACAUGGCAUGUCACUGUACAGAAACUAGAAGUUAUUGUGGUUUCAACUCCCAAACACCACUAUGAAAAUGUAUAACAAAAGUAUCAACUGUAUCUCAGCCAAACCUGUACAGUAUUUAGCCAAUGCAACAGUAACUCCCCAAUCUACCAUAUUUACAGAUAGUCAUAUAAAAUUGGUUCAAGAAAGGGCACAACCCACUUUUGUGUUUCCAGUUUUAUACAGAACCCCCUAUCCAGAUUUUUGGGGUUUGGGUUAGUUUCUCUUAAGCUUGUUCUGAGCCUAAAGCUCUUCUUUCCCCAGUUGCAUCCAACUAGUUGAUGCCACAGCUGGAACUGAGUACUGGCCAACAACCUCUGGCCACAGGUCAUUCUCAGAAUAGGAGAAAUAUCUAAAGAGACAAGACCAUAGGAGACUCAACGCAUUUCCUAAAGAAGUCUCCAGUCUCAAUAACAAUUCUUUACCCAUUCUGUUUUUGUGUUUUAUUGUAAUUAAAGAUUUAACCUUUCAAGUAUAUUUUCAUUCACUGAAAUGUAUUUUCUAACAAGCCAGAUUUGUAAAAAUAUAUCUCUCCCUUUAUUUAUCACAAUCCCUCUCCUUUGUGCAAUUAUAUUACAGCCUGAUCUACUGAGAGGCUACUCAAACUAUAACUAAGGUGGCUUCUUGACAGUGUCUCUACUCUGUUUAUACACAGGGACAAUUUUAAGGAAGUUCACUACUGACAUGUAAAAUAGAAAUCUGCCAGCUGUUCGUUGAAUUUCCCAGGCUGAAAAAGCACAGGCAGAUGUUACUAGGUUUUCUGAAAAUUAAGAAACUUGCAAAAAAUUGCUUUAGCUCAUUUGGUUAUUUUUACAGCUACAAACUCAUUCUAUGAGCACUUCCCCGAGUAUCAGUAAUUCUUGACAGUUCAAAAGCAUCUGACCAUAAUAAACUGUUAAAAGGAUUGAACGUAAUAUGUUUAGGAAAUCUGCUUGCUGCUGAUAUUACUAUGUACUACUCACAUUACAUCUUGCUCCUGCUUGUAACUCUAGCCAAUCCCUGUUAUUCAGCUUAUGUGGUCAGAUGUGUAUUUUGUGCAUUAGUAAAGAAAAAGUGAUGAUUGAGUUUAUUUUCACAAACCAUAGUUUCUCUUCCUAUCCUGUACAAGUGAACAUUCAAAAGAAGCAUAGGACCUGAUUAUGCCACAGGCUACAUGUCCCAAAUCCCAGGGAAGUCAGUGGGAGUUUAGGGUCAUAUCCAUUAGCUCAAUUAGCUUUGCAAUAUGUGCCACCCAUCUUCCUAACUAGAAGAGGGUACUGUCAACUUCCGUAAAGUUAGCUUGUGAAUGUACUGGGUACAGCCUCCAUUCACCUCAUGCUCAGAAGUUACCAUGCAAACCCAACUGGAACUAAAGUAAACAUUAAUAUAACCACCCGUUUGUAAUUUUGUGUCCUGUUAUGAAGACUGGCAGUCGCCAACAGUGGGCUUUGAAUUGGCCAUCCAAGAGUGAGAUGUACUUACUAGCUUUUCAUUUUCUGUGUCUGGGCUUUUUAUAUUUUAAACUUCCAAAUGUAAGUGUUAAAAUAAAAUAGUCAUCCAGUCAAUUUUAGAUUUCAAAUAAGUGGAAUUUCAAAUAAAGUUAUACAUUUUGCUUUCUUGUUAACCAGAUUUGUUUAUUUCACUGUACUGUAAAUAUGAGCUAAACAUAAAAACAAUGAUGCAACUUUCAGGCCAGUACUUUGGAUUGGAUAUUAAUUGAGUUGGUCUUUUUAUGACUCCAGUUUUGGUAUGCUUAAUAAAUGGCCUUACAGCCAUAUGUGUGCAGCACAACAGUGACACCCAGAGGCCAGGCAUGUAACCAGAGCUCCUUUUCCUCAGAGUGGCAGUUUGAAUUUUGAUCAGACCUCAAUGAAAUUACACCUUUGCAAAAGUAAAUUCUCAGAAGAUAUUAUUUGAUACUUAUAGCAUUUUAAACAGUUCCUUGUUUUGUUAGAAAUUCCUUGGCAAUCCUUAUGAGCAUUAAUAGCCUCAGACAAUUCAAGCAGAUAUUCUGUAUAGUAAUGCACGCCAUUUCAUUGCAUAUAGUAUUUACUUGCUCCCUUGUAAAGUAUUUAAUGAAGAAUCACCAACAAGCCACAACAGUGCAGCACAAGAGGCUUGAUCUUUAUCAAUUGGGGCCUUUUAGGCCUCUUUGCUAGCCUAAGUGGGUUUACUCUGAAAUCAUGGUCAAAACAAAGACUUAUGUUUUCUACUUGUGAGUACUGUAUCCAGUUCAAAACCAACAGCUUACUUUAUUAAAAAUUUUACCAUUUUAUAAAAGACAUGUUUAAUUAUGGAGAUGGCUGUAUUGUAAUUAAUAUUUUGAGAUAAUUGUGAUAUUGAGCUUAAAUUAUAUACAAAAGUCAUUUUUGUAUGUGUUAAAAAGAUUGCUAUAUUACAAAUGACUAACUGUACUUUUCAGUUUAAUUACAGUAUUGAUGUAAAUAAAGCUGAAUGAAGAAAUAUUUACUACUUUAUUAACAUAGAUUGUGAAUGUAUUUAAUGUUUUUGCAGUAUAAGGACUUACUGAACUUGAAAGCUGCUUCAUUUUAUGUGCAAAAAGGUACUUUAAAACUAUAUUUUAAAUCUAUUGAUUCAGUGAAAUCAAUUAUCUUGUUAGUUAAUUUGCACAUGCAAGUUGAAUCCUUCCAGUUUUAUUUUAUGUAUUGACACUAAUUGGUAAGGUGCAUAUUGUGUUUAGGAUGCAUUUUGCAGAUGCUUUCUGUACAUAAAAAAAUACAGGGACUAAAACAAUGCUGUGCAGUGUAUAGCAGAGCCAUUUUUCGGCUUUGGUGUACCAACUUUUUCAGUAUUUAAGAAGUGUUUUGAAUAACAUUAAAAAAGUCUCUUUAUUGUACAAAUAAUAAAAAUGUCACCUUAUUGUAA
Molecule: messenger RNA, 12105 nt
Organism: Caretta caretta (loggerhead turtle)
Lineage: Eukaryota; Metazoa; Chordata; Testudines; Cheloniidae
Gene: LRRC7
Product: leucine rich repeat containing 7
Biological process (GO): positive regulation of neuron projection development; receptor clustering; neurotransmitter receptor transport, endosome to postsynaptic membrane
Cellular component (GO): postsynaptic density; adherens junction; postsynaptic membrane
Molecular function (GO): protein kinase binding
Source: RefSeq, a predicted model, not a curated record